AGUUAAAAACAAUUAUUUCGUACUUUUAUUGAAAUUUGCACUCAACCACCUUGCAGGUGACAUGGACGAACAUGAAAAGCUGUACGAGGAGGCACAAAAGAAAGUGGUGUUGGGUGAAGAACUGAAGCAGGCCUUGGUUGAGUUUGAGGACUUGCCCGGAGUCUCGAAAGUGCAGCGAAAAAUACAGCAAGAGCUGAAAUUCCUAAACAAGGUGAUUGGCACAAAGUCUGUGAGGGAUCACCACAUAACCAGCAGCAACUUUGUAUAUUAUGAAUUUCUCAUUAAAACGCUGCAAACGCAACAAGGAGUCGUCGAUAUAAACGCUGUAUUUCGCCUGGAAUCACGGGAUAGUCCCUUGCGCGUUGACAUUGUGGCCAACAAUGGUCUGAAGUGGGUCAAAGUGAUAGCGAGAAAUUCCAAGUCCGUGGAAGAUGCAGCCAAGGGCUGUGUCAGCAUUGGGGCACGAAGUGUGAUAGAUCAAGCGGAGGACUACCUGGAGGCGAGUUCGCUGCACUUCUGCAUGUUCCAGCGACCCAAGAUUGUAUUUUACUUUUCAAACAAAAUUGAAGACUCCCUCCACGAAGAGCUGCUCGAAAUGGGCGUGCAGACGGCAUCCUUGGAGGCACCCGACAGUGAUGAGGAUCAAUAUGCAACCGCGUCCAAUGAGCUGAAUCUGGAUGUCACCACCAUGUUGGCCUAUGUCAGCGCCCUCACCAAUGGCCACUCGCAUUGGGUGUUCAAGGAGCCGCUGCUCACCGAACAGGCGGAGCGGGAACGAGCGUCGCCACUGAAGCCACAGCUCGAGAAGAUUCUGCAGGGCAAGCAGUUGGUCUGCUGCCAACUGGCCUACGAUGCCUUUCAGAAUAUCUUGACGAUUGUGGGCGGACCAGGCGAGCGGGAACGUGCCGCCGAUUUCCUAAAACGAAUAACCGUCUAUCCCGAUGUGGACAAAAUACCCGAAGAGUUCUCCACCAUACGAUUCACUGCCAAUGUGAAUGAGCGAAGUCUGAAGAUCUUUAGCUUUGGCAUGGCCCGGCAAAUAUUUACAGUAACCUCUAAUAAGGCUUUUGUUCGAUCAGCCAAGAUGCAGGGAACGAACGUGCCUGUUUUCGUACACGCUUCAGUCGCACUUACCGAAGGUAAACAGGCUGCCGGCAAACCACUUUUAGUGCAAUAAAUUAUUUUUUUUUAAAUGCAA
Drosophila guanche is the source of this 1198-nucleotide messenger RNA. RefSeq names its product UPF0415 protein C7orf25 homolog. The transcript has 4 exons. The record is from RefSeq and is a predicted model, not a curated record. NCBI's taxonomy places the organism in Eukaryota, Metazoa, Arthropoda, Insecta, Diptera, Drosophilidae. Bases 62 to 1177 code for a protein of 371 amino acids.